AUGCCCUUAACUCAUGUGGAUGAGAAGCUUUGUUAUCAGAUUCUACACGAGUACAAAAUUCACAAUGCAGAGAUCCUUUUCCGUGAGGAUGCGACAGUGGAUGAUUUCAUAGAUGUCAUUGAAGGAAACCGUAAAUACAUGAAGUGUGUAUAUGUCUACAACAAGAUAGAUGUUGAUGGUAUUGAUGAUGUAGACAGAUUAUCCCGUCAACCUAAUUCUGUUGUCAUUAGCUGUAAUUUAAAGCUGAAUUUAGACAGACUACUUUCAAGGAUGUGGGAUGAAAUGGGUUUGGUUAGAGUUUAUACAAAACCGCAAGGCCAGCAGCCUGAUUUCAGUGAUCCAAUGGUUCUUUCAGCUGAUAAAGGUGGCUGCAGUGUGGAGGAUUUCUGCAACCACAUACAUGGAAGUUUGGUGAAGGAUGUGAAGUAUGUUCUGGUGUGGGGUAUAAGUGCUAGGCAUUAUCCACAACAUUGCGGCCUUAGUCACGUUCUUCGUGAUGAAGAUGUUGUUCAGAUUGUUAAGAAAAAGGAAACAGAUGAGGGAGGAAGGGGUCGUUUCAAGUCGCAUUCCGACGCACUUGCUCGGAUAUCAGACAGACAAAAGAAGGCUCCACUUAAACAAUAA
Molecule: messenger RNA, 624 nt
Organism: Lathyrus sativus (Indian pea)
Lineage: Eukaryota; Viridiplantae; Streptophyta; Magnoliopsida; Fabales; Fabaceae
Source: the annotation of a GenBank genome assembly